AUGACGCAUAAACUCAAUAAUAAACCUUCACACAAGGUCAAAUAUAAAAAUAUAAUUAUAAGUAUUAUUGACUUUUGUCAUCCGAUAAACUUCCAAGAAUAUCCAGCAACGCCGGACACUGUUGGCCAAGAGGAAUAUCCGGACACUGAUGGCCAAGAGGAAUAUCCGGCCCGGCCUGCUGUUGAAGAUUCGGCCAAUUCAGCAAAUGUCGAUUUCGAAAAUAUUUAA
Funneliformis geosporum is the source of this 228-nucleotide messenger RNA. The record is from the annotation of a GenBank genome assembly. Lineage: Eukaryota; Fungi; Glomeromycota; Glomeromycetes; Glomerales; Glomeraceae.